CUCUGCAACUGCUCCCCUCUUCCUUUCUCACCUCGUCUUCUUCAUCGUCCUCGCCUUCUCGCUGCCGUCGCACCACUGCUCGCCAUGGUGCGCUCGGUGACCUUCGAGAUCCGAUGGCACGACACGCAGCCCAUCUACAGCUGCUCCUUCCAGCCCAUGAAUGCCGGGCAGCUGAGGAGGGUGCUGGAUUACAACACUGGACAAGCCGCUGGCCUCACGCCUGAUCGCACCCUCGAUAGCUCUGGCUCCCCUGCUGGGCCGUCGACGAGGACGAGCCAGCGCAUUGCUGCACCUAUUGAUGUCGCCGGUGGACAGAACUGGCGCCUAGCUACUGCGGGUGGUGACAAUAAUGUCCGGAUCUGGCUGGUCAAGCCCAGCAUCCCUUCACCCGCAGCAAUGGCCAACGCAGCGGCUGCCGGCCUCCCUUCCACGAGCCCUCAUCCUCCUCGGGUCGAGUACCUCGCAACCCUCACACGCCACUCCGGCGUGGUCAACUGUGUCCGCUUCUCGCCCUCGGGGGACAUGCUCGCAAGUGCAGGUGACGAUGGUACCGUGAUGCUCUGGGGCCUGACGGAUCGCCCAGUUGCCGCAACCUUCGGCGAGCAGCCCGACGACGGCGAGGCCAGCUUCGAAAAGGAGCAUUGGCGCCUCAUCAGGAUGAUUCGAGUCUCUCCACAGGAGAUUUACGAUAUGGCUUGGUCGCCCAACGGCGAGUCGCUCAUUGUUGGAGGGACUGACUUUGUGGCUAGGAUCGUAAACGCGCAUGACGGCUCCGUCACUCGAGAGCUCUCCGACCACACACACUACGUUCAAGGCGUUGCCUGGGACCCGCUCAAUGACUACUUGGCAACACAGAGCAGCGAUCGGUCGGUUCACGUUCACGCGCUCCAUCAUCACCACAGCAAGGCCUCAGGCUCUUCCUCCUCUACCUCGGGGUACGUCCCGCCCGUCACUCGCAAUAGCCGCAUGGAUGUUCAUCGACGCAAUGGUAGCGGGCAGUAUGGCUGGGAGACUGGCAUCAAGCCUCCGAUGCGACGAGGCAGCAGCCACCAUAGUCAUAUGGACAGCAGCGAUGCCGAGGCAGACGGGGGCAGCUCCGCAGUAGUAUCAGGCCACGCAGCGGGCGAAGCCAGCGGUUCCUCCAGCAAACGACGUGAAGGGAGCUUCACCGCGGUGCGCGGUCGAACCGCCCGCAGCCAUACUCCCAUGGAGCCUCCCGUCAUUAGCACCCCACACCUGACCCAUAACAUCGCUCGCGCCGCCACACCCACUCCUGCUCCCUCGGUACCUCAAAGCCCGGCAUUCAGCACCGCCAGCGUUAGCGCAAGCACAAGCGCUCAUCCGAUGAAUCCACCUCAGAAGACGCCCAGCCGUCGAUCCAGCUUCAGUGGGUCGCAAGUUGACGUGGCCACCUCUCCGCCAACGAGCAUCGCCUCCUUGGCGCACCAUGCAGGUGUCGGACACUCGGGAUCGGCAGCUUCGAUCUACAAGGCCGCCGUCGCUGCUGCUGGACAUGACUCCUCCUCGACUUCAGCAACUGCGACGCCGGGCCCCGGCUCACACGCAAUGGUCCCCGCCCCCUCCUCAUCAUCACGUCGCUCCGCCUCACGUCCACGAAGUAUCCGUUCCCCCUCUCCCGCGCCUCUGCCUGCCAUUCGCCCCCCGCCUUCCCCUCGUCAACGUAUCCAGGCAGCACAACAACUGGCUAGCAGCUCCAACGGCCUAGGCGGUACUGGAGGAGGAGGAUCGCUCCUCCAAACAGGGAUGCGCCUCUACGGCGACGAGACGUUCAGUGGCUUUUUCCGCCGACUCAGCUUCAGUCCCGAUGGGGCAUUGCUUGUUACGCCGAGCGGUAUCUUCGAAGCCCCUUCGCCUGCGAGCCCGCUGGCACCUUCGCCUGGCAAAUCGCCCGUGGGCUCUUCUUCCCAGUCCCAAACCGCCUCGCAGCAGCAGCAGCAGCAGCAACAAGGCCCGCGAAGCACCGUCUAUCUCUACGGACGCGCCAAUCUCAUGCGCAGCAAUGCACCCCUCGCGCAUCUGCCUGGGCACAAGACUGCCACGCUGGUGGUACGCUUCUCACCCAUCCUGUACGAACUGCGUCGCUCCAACAUCUCGGCAUUUGCCCGCGCGGAGGAUGGAGGAGGCAUUGCGCCUCAUCCCAACAUCCCUCUGGAGGCGGGAAAGCAGAAGAGUGUGAAUCUGAAUUUGGAUGCGGCCGAGGACGCAGCGGCAGGGGCUGCGGAGAGCGCCAGUAGCAGCAGGAACACCAGCGGCAGCUCGAGCACUACACGACCCACGCGCACAGCAGCUCAAGCCGCCAAUUCCUCCUCGCAACCUCCCUCCACCCCUUCAUCCCAGCCCCUCGGGCCCCCACCUCCAAGCAUGAUCGGACUCCCCUACCGAAUGGUCUUCGCCGUCGCGACGCACGACGUCGUCUGGAUCUACGACACGCAGCAGGGUGGUCCGCUCUGCUGUUUCAGUAACAUGCAUUACGCUGCUUUCACAGACUUGAGCUGGAGUCCAGACGGGCAAACACUGGUCAUGGCAAGCAGUGAUGGGUAUUGCUCUGUGGCUGUGUUCGAGUAUGGGGAGCUGGGACGAGUCUACUCGUACGGAGGACAACCUAGCCUCACGGCGGCGGGCGCCAGUGCGGGGAGUUCGUCAGCGGCUAGUGGGAGUAGCGGUUCCACCGUCACGACGUUGCAGACGAAGAAGCGACCAGCACCACCUCAGUCUCUCACGGCCACGCCUGUCGCCUCGGGAUCAGGAUCGGCAGGAGUAGGAGCGGACGCCGCACCUGCCACGCCCUCUUCGUCAGCCUCGAUCAUAUCCUCGUCGCCCGCUUUGGGCAUCACGGGUCUUUCGGCAACGAAGGAAGCAACGGUAGCGCCUGUCCCGGCAAGCAACGCCUCAUCGGACGUGGAGAGCAAGCCCAGCGUCGAAGAGAAGAUAGCACCCGCAGCAUCGGGAGCAAGUGGCGAAAGCGCUCCGGACGCGUCGAAGAAGAAGCGAAGGAUCCAGCCCACCUUGCUACCUCCCUCGUAAGUACUUCAACAACACACAUCAGAUGGAUCAAGGGGUACUGCUUUCAUUUCACUCUGGCGCCCUCUGUCAUGGCUUCUCACGCCGCAUUGCCUCGUCUUCAUCCUUGUUCCUGGUACGAUCCG
This is a messenger RNA of Jaminaea rosea, 3167 nucleotides long. Its product is annotated as WD40 repeat-like protein. The transcript has 5 exons. The record is from RefSeq and is a predicted model, not a curated record. Lineage: Eukaryota; Fungi; Basidiomycota; Exobasidiomycetes; Microstromatales. Gene Ontology annotation, biological process: nucleosome assembly; DNA replication-dependent chromatin assembly. Gene Ontology annotation, molecular function: protein binding. Gene Ontology annotation, cellular component: CAF-1 complex; nucleus. Bases 85 to 3045 code for a protein of 986 amino acids.